Colletotrichum graminicola M1.001 is the source of this 1002-nucleotide messenger RNA. RefSeq lists its product as uncharacterized. Bases 1 to 1002 code for a protein of 333 amino acids. The transcript has 2 exons. Gene Ontology annotation, biological process: mitochondrial L-ornithine transmembrane transport. Lineage: Eukaryota; Fungi; Ascomycota; Sordariomycetes; Glomerellales; Glomerellaceae. Gene Ontology annotation, molecular function: L-ornithine transmembrane transporter activity. The record is from RefSeq and is a predicted model, not a curated record.
AUGGACUCGGCAGCGGCAGCAAUGGAGAUCCCCCACCACGACGCACCCGUCUCUUUGAAGAAGAGCCGUACUGCGGCUCUGGAGGCAAUGGAGGACAUUGUCUACGGAUCUGUCGCCGGCGUCGUCGGAAAAUACAUCGAGUACCCCUUCGACACAGUCAAGGUCCGCCUGCAGUCCCAACCCGACAACCAGCCCCUCCGCUACAAGGGGCCGCUUGACUGCUUCCGCCAGUCCCUCAAGACCGAGGGCGUCCGCGGGCUCUACCGCGGCAUUAGCGCGCCGCUCGUGGGUGCCGCCCUCGAGAACAGCAGUCUGUUCUUCUUCGAACGCAUCGGCCGCGCCGCUGUAUACUCCUCCGGCUGGACGCCCCAGGGCCAGCAACUAUCCCUCUCUGCGCUCUGGUUCACCGGUGCCUUCUCUGGCUUCUUUACGUCUUACGUCCUCACCCCCGUCGAGCUCGUCAAGUGCAAGAUCCAAGCCCCCCCGCAGGUCGGCAGCGUGGCGGCACCGCAGUUGCGCCCACUGCCCGUCAUCCGUGACAUCUACCGUCACUACGGCAUCCUGGGCUUCUGGCAUGGGCAGAUGGGUACCCUCAUCCGCGAGUCGGGCGGCUGCGCGGCGUGGUUCGGCAGCAAGGAGACGGUGACAAAGAUGUUCCACAUCAUUAAUGGGCGGGCGGUGAAGACGCAGGCCGAGAGGGACGUGUUGGCCUCGAAUCCGUUGCCGCUGUGGCAGCAGGCGCUGGCCGGCGCCUCAGGCGGCGUGUCGUACAACUUCCUCUUCUUCCCCGCCGACACGAUCAAGUCGCGCAUGCAGACGGCGGCCGUCGGCGACGCGGCGCGCGGGAGGACGUUCUGGCAGGAGGGCGCGGUGCUGUGGCGGCAGCAUGGGCUCAAGGGGCUGUAUCGGGGGUGCGGCAUCACCUGUCUGCGCUCGGCGCCCAGCUCGGCCUUCAUUUUCAUUGUUUUUGACGGUCUCAAGCGACACUUUCCCUUGCAGUAG